CCGAGGUCCCGCUUGGCGUCCCCUCCCUGCCGCCCUUGGCCGCUCCCUUACCCGCCCAUACAUGUCCCUGCCCGUGGUGCUCCCGGGCUCCUGCUGCCCGGUGGCUGGGCUCUCGGGCGGGCAGCAGGCCGGGGGCCCGGGCGCCGCGGCCACAGCGGCCCAGGAGCCGCCGCUGCCCCCGCUGCGGCCGCGCUGGCCCCGGGCCGCGCUGCAGCCCCCUCUGCGGCCUCGCUGCUCGGCCACCGCCGCCGGGGUGCUGGGCGCGCCGCCCGCGCUCUCCUCCCGCCGGGCCGCCGCCGUGGCCGCUGCCGCCCCGAGCUCCGCGGGGCUGCCCGCUCGUCCGUUGCUGUCGCUCGGGCUGCUACAGCUGAUCCUGGGGUGCUGCAUGGUGGCACUCAGCUUCGGGGCGCUAUCGCUGAGCAGCUCCCCUCAGGUGAAGAACGCGUGCCCGUUCUGGGCUGGCUCCUCGGUGAUACUCUCUGGAAUCAUAGGAUUAACAACUUGGAAACGGCCUAUGAUACUCCUGGUAAACCUCUUCGUGCUGCUCUCUGUGGUGUGUGUCCUCUUAAAUUUAGCUGGAUUUAUCCUGGGCUGCCAAGGGGCCCAGUUUGUGUCCAGUGUGCCCCGGUGUGAUUUGGUGGACUUAGGUGAAGGCAAGAUUUGCUUCUGUUGUGAAGAAUUUCAACCAGCCAAAUGCACAGACAAAGAAAAUGCCUUGAAACUCUUCCCGGUUCAGCCUUGUAGUGCAGUUCACCUUCUUCUUAAGAAAGUCCUCUUCGCCCUGUGUGCCUUGAAUGCCCUGACCACCACUGUCUGCUUGGUGGCCGCCGCCCUUCGCUACCUCCAGAUAUUUGCAGCCCGGAGAUCCUGCAGCGAUGAAUCCCAGAUUUCUGCCGAAGAAGUGGAAGAACACAGGCGCAUCCCAGACCCCGAUGACUUCGUGCCACCAGUGCCUCCCCCUUCCUAUUUCGCCACAUAUUACUCAUGCACACCCCGGAUGAGCCGGAGGUAUCGUUCGAUGGGUGGUCCUGAUAUUAUCCCGCUGCCGCAUAUAUAUGGAGCCAGAAUCAAAGGCGUGGAAGUGUUCUGUCCUCUGGACCCCCCGCCUCCCUACGAAGCUGUGGUGAACCGGACGGACCAGGAGCAGGCACCUUCAUUCCAAAUGUCAGGAGAAUCAGAAGCUGCCACAAGCCCAAUGGAGCCAGUCAGCAUGACAAUGACUGAAGAUGGGAACAUUCCCAGCGCACCUGGAGGAGAAAGUGCAUCCACUUCAACUGCCAACUCAAACCAGCUGCAACCCCUGACAAGCUGGAGUAUUCUCCAGCCCCUGUUGGCAAGAUCGAAGAGUGACCCUGUGCUCCAUCAUUCCGUGGAGAGAGCCACUCCCGUGCUGAGCUGUGAAGCUGCGACUCAGACUGAGGGGAGACCGGAUCUGGCUGCAGUGACCUUGAGGAGGGGUCUGAGAUCCAGAACCUCCAGAUGCAGACCGCGGUCUCUAAUAGAUUACAAAUCUUACGUAGACACCAAGGUGCUGGUGGCGAAGAUCCUGGAGCAGUCCUCCGGCAACAUGAACCCGGACAUCCAUGAGCUUGUGGAAAGCAUUAAAUCUGUGCUGAAGCGCGACGAGGAGCACAUGGAGCAAGCCAUCGCAAGUGCCUCCGUCCUAGAACAGAUCAUGGCUCCAGUGCAGCGCGGCCCCAUGAGGGUCCCCUGCCUGCCGUUGCAGAGACUGCCUGGCCUGCUGCACCUGCAAAGCUGCGGAGACCUGAGCACCUUCGUCUCGGCAGCGAGGCUGAGAGCUGAGAGAAGACCCCGGCGUGCGGCUGAGAGGCCACACAGCCUCAUUGGUGUCAUUCGGGAGACUAUCCUGUGAGGCAGCCAGGCCAGGCUCCUGGAGAGUAGUUUCCAGGGUGGGGGGUGGGAUCCCCCUCUGGGAACUGCUCAGAAGGAGGGGGUACUUCAGCAGAUACUUCCUCCUGCUCUUCGUCUUCUCUUUCUGCUGUGACCCCGUCAAUGAGUGGCUUUUCCCAGGCUCAUUUAAUUUUUGGAUACAUCAGAUUGGAGGCGGGGAAGGCAGCAUCUCUUUCUCCUUGGGUCCCCUGUCCUGGUGUAGGGUCCCCAUAGCCUUCUUCCCUGAGCUCUCUGUCACUGUUGGGCUGCUCGGAUCGCUCCCUGCGGCCUUGCAUUGGCACGAAGCACAGUGAUUAACCCCCAUGCUCUCUAAUCAAGUCCCCUCUUACCUCACCCUGAAAUCACACUCUCUUUAGGAAAGACAGGAAACUUCGUUGGUGACAACUUGUAACGGAAGACAUCUAGAGAGAGUGUUCUUGUUGAUCCUACUUAUUCCUGCUUGCAAAACUAGAGAUGGCUAAGGUAGAAAUCA
This is a messenger RNA of Pteronotus mesoamericanus, 2383 nucleotides long. It is a transcript of the gene ENTREP1, whose product is annotated as endosomal transmembrane epsin interactor 1. Gene Ontology annotation, cellular component: membrane. The coding region runs from base 62 to 1873 and encodes 603 amino acids. The transcript has 11 exons. Lineage: Eukaryota; Metazoa; Chordata; Mammalia; Chiroptera; Mormoopidae. The record is from RefSeq and is a predicted model, not a curated record.